Messenger RNA from Knipowitschia caucasica, 1215 nucleotides. Lineage: Eukaryota; Metazoa; Chordata; Actinopteri; Gobiiformes; Gobiidae. The record is from the annotation of a GenBank genome assembly.
AUGAAACUCAUAGUGCUCAUCACUGCCUCUUUGUCCUGGGCCUUCCAGCCGCACGAGAGACCCAAGUAUCAGCACUGGGACCCGGAGACUUCAGACCUCCUGCUGUGUGACCAGUGUCCCCCUGGCACAGCCGUCAAGCACCACUGUACGGCCCACACUCCCACCGUGUGCCAGGCUUGUCCAGAAAGGCACUUCACCAAGAACUGGAACUGGGGAGACAAGUGCCAGCACUGCACCUCUGUGUGUAAGGAGCGGCAGCUGGUGAAGCAAGAGUGCAACAGCACCCAUGACCAGCUCUGUGAAUGUGCUCCUGGUUUCCAUCUACUGGUGGAGUUCUGUAUUGCACACACCACGUGCCCUCCGGGAUCUGGUGCAGCUGUCUUAGGUAGUCCUGCGGGUGACACAGUUUGUGAGCGCUGUCAUACUGGACACUUCUCUGUGGGGCACUCGUCUACAGAGCCAUGCAGGCCACAUCGAAACUGCUCCAGCCUGGGACUGAAAACCCUGCGCUGGGGGACCUCCACUAUGGACAGUAUCUGUGCUCAGGACCGGACUCCUGCCAUGGAUUGCAACCACCACCACUCACUGUGCCACACUGACGUUACUCUGUGUGAAGAAGCAGCCUUCCAGUCGCUGGCAUCCCUGCGUCUGUCCUCUUUUCCUCUGGAGAAGAUCCUGGAGCACCUUCCUGGCCGCAGAGUGGACCACAAGAGCUUAGAGCGAUUGAAAAAGACUUGUUCACCUCAUCAGCAGGUUUUACAGCUGCUGCGACUGUGGAGAGAGCAGAACAAGGACCAGAGUAAACUCAAUGUCAUUGAAGGAGUGAACCUGUGUGAGAGGAAGUUCUCUCGCUGCUCUGGGCUGAAGAACAUGAGCCUGACUGACCUCAUGCAGAUCAGAGACAGUCUCCCUGGGGCCCGGGUCCCACAGGCGGACGUCCUGUCUACAGUUCAGACCUGCUCUCCGCGACAGUUCCUGCUGCAGCUGCUUCAUCUGUGGAAGUCUCUGAACUCUGAGCUGGACCUGGCCAAAGGAUUGAGCCGCAGCCUCAAAGUACUGCGCAGCCAGGGGGCGCCACGGCAUCAGCUCAAAGGCCUGAGAAAGAUCAGACAGAUCAUAGGAAAAACAUCAGCCCAUAAGAUAUAUGAGAGAAUGUUUGACAACAUGCUGGAAGAGGAUUCGUGCUUCAAAAACCACAAGCCUUUAAACGAAUAA